AUUGUGUAGACAAGAAUCUAUUCCGGAUCUUUUUCUGCAUGUCUUCUACCGGUGUCCUGAAACGAUGCUGCGGUCGAAUAACAUGAUGAUGAUGCCUCGUUAAGGGUUUUAUUUUUGGCUUAUCAGACUCUGCAUCGGAUAAACGACUUGGGGAGUUUUCAGCCCCGGGCGUACACAGAUCAAAAGCCGUUUCCCAGGCCGUGGAAAGACAUGGAGAUUAAGGGAGAGAGAGGAUAGAGAGAGCUGAAGCUCCUCUCCCAACAGAUAAUACCGCUGCCCCGGCCCGGGAUGCAGAAAACAAACCGAGUUUCAAAAUCGCAGGAUGUGUGAAUAAACGCCAGCCAUUUAAAGCACGUAAACAUUCGGGAUAACCGAUACUGAAUACCGCUCAGGCCUGUUAAGGAAUCAGAAAGGAGGAGGGUGGCAUUUUAGACUCGUCAAUCUCAUCUUUGCGAGGAAGAAGGGCCUCAUGGGACGCUAUGCAGGGUUAAAAUGGUUUUGCACGCUCAUGAGUUACCACAACCAGAAGUUUUCAACCCCGGACACAAACAGAUUGUGUGCAGUUGUGGUGGUGGACACGUACUCUGGCAUGGGCGUACAUUUUUCGCACAUGGACGUCUGAAACAAAAGUUAUCAUGUGGAUAUCUGCACUUGCAAGAUUCAUGUGACUUUGUGAACAGUGUUUUUCUGCCAGUUUGUCUCUCAUCAAAGUGUGAGCAUAUAUCACCUCAGAGUGGAGAAUGAGCUCUCAUUUAGGGCACAAGACAUCAAGAGCUCUGUUUCAUAUUUUGUACUCGUAAUUACGAUCUUUUCUUAGACUGACUGUUCCGGAGGGAAUCCAGACUCCACUGAGACUGUAGAAAUAGAGUCAUAUAGUUUGUCUUGUAGUUUAUUUUUUUCCUUAUACUUUUUGUUUCACCUCCCAUCAAAACAGAUUUUUUUUUCUUUUUCUUUCUGUAGUCUGACGUCAUGCUCACAUGCACUCAUCUGCUGUGAUGCUUUGAGAGAUUGGAGACCGGUCUCUGAGCGAGUACUGUGUGAAUGCCUCAACUCAAGUUGCUGCUUCCUUUGAGUUCUUUCUGAUCUAACAUGGGGCUUACCGGAGAUUUGCACUAAAAGAGCUUUGCUGGCACUUGAUUUUCCUUUUAUUGACCAAAUCUUGUUACAUUCAAGCCAUAUGAACUUAUUUUUAAUUAAACUAGAGCUAUUUUUGUAUUACAGUAAAGUCAUAGUAUCGCAUAUUAUGUGUAUCUAUUUAGUCUAUUUUUUAUGUAUCAGCACAGACGUAUACGAAAAGUCAUCUGCACUAUUGUACGUUAACAUUUGUUUUUUGGAAAGAAUUGCACCUGGAUUUAUGAGAACAUAAUCUGUUUCACUAAAUUUAUUGUUAUGGCCAUGGCUACACACCAUCCUUGCUCAGGUGGGAGACGACUUUCCUUCGCUCUCUGACGCCUCCCCCUGGUCCCCAGUUUUUUUUUUUUGACGCCUCUAAAUGCCUGUGGGUCUCAGUGUGGACGGGGCUCUGGGAUACCCCUCCCCAUCCCGCCCAUUCCGCCCCAGUCGCUAUGUGCCUGUGUCCGCAGCAACCGCCUUCCUUGUGGGGGCCUCGACGCUGUUUCUUUGUUUCACAUGUCCGUGGCUGGCAGAGAGGUUCUCCUCCUCCAUUCCGCUCUAUAAUGUUGUGGUCUUCCUCUUCACACUGGCCAAUUUCUCUAUGGCCACAUUCAUGGACCCCGGUAUCUUUCCUAGAGCUGAAGAAGAUGAGGACAAAGAGGAUGAUUUCCGGGCUCCGCUUUAUAAGACGGUGGAGGUGAGGGGCAUUCAGGUGCGGAUGAAGUGGUGCUCCACAUGUCGCUUUUACAGACCACCGCGCUGUUCACACUGCUCCGUGUGUGACAACUGUGUGGAGGAGUUUGACCACCACUGCCCAUGGGUGAAUAACUGCAUUGGCAGAAGGAAUUAUCGUUAUUUCUUUCUGUUCCUGCUCUCGCUCACUAUUCACAUUAUGAAUGUGUUUGGCUUCAGUCUGCUGUACAUCCUCCAUCACACUAAACAUCUGGACCAGGUCGACUCUGGAGUCACUAUGGCGGUGAUGUGUGUGUCUGGUCUGUUUUUCGUCCCGGUUGCGGGACUCACUGGGUUCCACAUUGUGCUUGUUGCCAGAGGGAGAACAACCAAUGAACAGGUCACUGGGAAGUUCAGGGGUGGCGUUAACCCCUUCACACACGGGUGCUUAAAAAACAUUGCACACGUGCUGUGUGGUUCACAGGCUCCCAGGUAUCUUGGUCGCUUGCGAAAGCCUCAUUCUGUUCAGGUCCAGCCACCAUUUCUGCGGCCCCCUCUGUCAGAAGCCCAACUAGAAGCUAAAGCUGUGGAUAAUGGCAUCCAACAGUCUAAAAGUAGUUUGGAGAUAAUGGAGAGUCAGUCCACUGAUGCUGAUCCCCCUCCACCACCUAAACCAGAGCACAAAUACCCUGGGCUGCCUCACACACAAAAUGAAGCUUUCUUCCAAUCAGAGUGCAGCUUGCUGACCGAGGCUCCACCCACACCUUCAUUGUAUAAAUACAGGCCGGCCUACAGCAGUCCAGGAAAAAACCACACGGCCUCAACACAUUCCAGCAAGAUGAGUCGAGGGAACAGUAUGACCGAGUCUCCCUCUGUCCCCGUCACCACUGGGCAGCUCAGCUACCGCUCAGACCCCAGUUUGUCAAGCCGAGGGGGUGCAGGGUGCCGUGGGGGAGGGGAGGGAGGUAAAGCAGGCUCGGGGGGCCUGGGUGGGGCCUCUACGUUCGGUGGGCGAUCCUACCCAUCUUUUACCGACACCCUACUCCAAUCAGCAGCAGCCUCUUGCUCCUCAAGCCUUCGCUCCGCCCAUACGGCCCACAAUGCCCUCGGGCCUCUCAUCUCUGAGGGUACGACCUCCACUAGCUACAAGAGUUUAGCCAAUCAGACACGCAACGGCAGCUUGUCAUACGAAAGUCUGCUGACACACUCCGAAAGCCCGGAGUUUGAGUCUGCUGCUCACGAGCUGUCCCCACCCAGACCACACCCUCCGCACUCUCUUAGCACAGCAGCAGGGGCCCCGCCUAUUUCGGGGUACACGUCCCCUUUCCUGUCAGCUCAGCAGAGGGAGGGCUCUCUCCAGGCCUGCCCUGCCCCCCUAAGACCCUCCCCCAAUAGAGCUUUCCUGCGCCCAACAAGCUCACCCCCUUCUCGGGCUCCGCCCCUUUCUCCUCGCGCUCGCUCAUUGGGCUCCCCUCCUCCUGGCCCUGCCCCUGGCCAUACACCUUUGGGCAAAUCAUUGUCCUAUGGAGGUGGCGCCGAAUUACAGCACCGCCCCUCUAGCUCAGGGGGCGGGACUCCGAUGCCGAACUCGACUAUUAAACAAAAUGUGGCCAAUCAUAACACCCCCUCACACAAACCUGUAGGAGGGGUGAAAAAAGUGACUGGUGUUGGAGGAACGACCUAUGGGAUUUCAGUGUGACUGACAAAAGAGAAUCAGGAUUCACUCUGCAGUUUUUGCCCUGUGAGCUUCAGCCAGACGGAUGUAAAGCUGCUCAACCAAACAUGCAAAAAAGCAUACAAGACUACAAGAAGAAAUCGUGUUUCCCAGUCAAGCUUCAUCAGUCACUGUG
Carassius carassius (crucian carp) is the source of this 3635-nucleotide messenger RNA. Its product is annotated as palmitoyltransferase ZDHHC5-B. The transcript is spliced from 12 exons. Gene Ontology annotation, biological process: protein palmitoylation. NCBI's taxonomy places the organism in Eukaryota, Metazoa, Chordata, Actinopteri, Cypriniformes, Cyprinidae. Bases 1493 to 3484 code for a protein of 663 amino acids. The record is from RefSeq and is a predicted model, not a curated record. Gene Ontology annotation, molecular function: palmitoyltransferase activity.